Molecule: messenger RNA, 749 nt
Organism: Solenopsis invicta (red fire ant)
Lineage: Eukaryota; Metazoa; Arthropoda; Insecta; Hymenoptera; Formicidae
Product: odorant receptor 49b-like
Exons: 5
Coding region: 23-529 (168 amino acids)
Biological process (GO): detection of chemical stimulus involved in sensory perception of smell; sensory perception of smell
Cellular component (GO): plasma membrane
Molecular function (GO): olfactory receptor activity; odorant binding
Source: RefSeq, a predicted model, not a curated record
UAGCCUUCGUAUUGAAAAAGCAAUGAUGACAAGUAUACUUCAAAAUAUUACUCAAGAAAAUGAAAUUUUAAUUUAUAAAGGAAUGAUCUACGCGAUAGAUAUCCAUCGCAAAGCUACACAAUUUUCUCAACAUUUUCUGAAGAUUUUUGAGGGACCGUUCUUCUUUAUAAUAGCGUCUGGCAUGAUUUCCUUCAGUUGCACUCUUGUUGAAAUUGUAUCUAUAAAUAAUUUUGAGGAAUUUAUUCCAUUUAGUAUAAUAAUACUUACUGUGUUCCUGUACAUGAUUAUGGCUAACUACACUGCUCAAGAAGUUAUGGAUCACAAUAACCGUGUAUUUGCUACCGCAUAUAACGUUCAAUGGUACAUAGCACCAUUACGUAUACAGAAAAUGCUAAUAUUUCUAUUGCUAAGAGGUAAUAAAGCUUUUAAUCUCAAUCUUGGUGGAUUGUUUGUGGGAUCCUUAGAAAGUGCUGCUAUGCUAACAAGUGCUUCGAUAACUUACUUUACGGUACUGUAUUCAUUACGGUAAAAUUAACAUAAUAUUGGCGUAAUAAAGCCAUAUAUAAAUCGUUUAAUUGGAAUUACUUAAAGUCUAUGCUUUAGAUAUACUUAAACAUCAUAAGUAUUGUAAAUAAAGAAAAUUUGGACCGAUUAUGAAAAUGUUAUAGUUUAAGAAAAUAAUGUGAUAAUUAUAAAGAUUUAAAGUUAUUAAUAACAUUGUAUAUAAUACGUAUAUUUUAAAAAUUUGU